Messenger RNA from Punica granatum (pomegranate), 1794 nucleotides. Lineage: Eukaryota; Viridiplantae; Streptophyta; Magnoliopsida; Myrtales; Lythraceae. The record is from RefSeq and is a predicted model, not a curated record.
CUAUAUGUUUAUUGAUUAUAUAUUGCAAAAAAUUUCAGAGUCAACGUCCAUCUGCAGUCUUGACUCUCCAUGAAUGAAUCCAAGAACUCAACUGCUCGUUUAAUUCUCUCCAAUGGCGUCGUCUUCUUCAACCAAGAAGAACACGAUGCGGUUGCAGAGCUCAGCACCUCUCCUCCUCCUCCACCUCCUAAUGGCGCGAUUCUCCUCUUCUGCAGAUCUCCUGCAGAACCCGGACUUCGAGUCCCUGCCAACGAACCUUCCGCCGGAGAACUCCACCGCCGAGUUCAUCCCGCUCAACCAGACCACCACCACCCUCCCAGGCUGGACCUUUGAGGGGACUGUCCUCUACGUGAAUGCCGGCAAGACUGUGUCGCUCCAGCGCAACGGUUCUCACGCGGUCCAGCUGGGUCCAGACGGCAGGAUCAAUCAGACCUUCACUACGGAGGGCUCCUCUGGCAGCGCCUCCAUCUACCUGCUCACCAUCACAGUCACCUACUCAGCUGUUGGUGGCGGCAGGAAUUGCACAGCAUCUGCAGCAGCCGUCGUGUCGGCACCAGAUAGCAGGACAGAGGUUUAUCAGAGAGACGGUUAUGAUGGGAAGCCGUGGCAGAGUUUUGGAGUAUAUUUGGGAAACUGGGAGGAAGGGGAGGUAGUGGACUUGGUCAUUGAGAGCAUGAGCUCAGACCCUGACCCAGACACGAUAUGCUGGCCGAUUGUCGAUUCUGUUCUUCUCAAGAGCGCCCGAAGCCUUGCCAGUGACAAUGGCAACUUGCUGCCGAAUCAAGACUUUGAACUCGGACCCGAGUUCCUCACCAACUCAACCGAGGGAAUCCUACUUGACCAGGCACAAAGCCCGCUCCAAUCCCCACUGACUCAGUGGUCCAUCUUAGGGACCAUCAAAUACAUAGACUCCGAUCACUUCUUUGUCCCUGCUGGGAAUGCCGCCAUAGAGAUCAUUGCAGGCAAUUCCACCGGGAUUCAGACAGCAGUCCCCUUGUCUCAGGGCUCCUCAUACACCCUCAAGUUCACACUCGGAGAUGCCAACGAUUCAUGCGUUGGGGACCUCAGUAUCACGGCACAAGCAGGCUCAGUCCUCAAGAACUAUACAGUUCAGAGCAAUGGAACAGGCUCAGGCCAGAGUUUCUCCAUGACCUUCGAGGCAGGUUCUGGUACAACCCCGACCCCAAUCAGCUUUCUUAGCCUUACUGCAUUGCAGACAAAGGCCGGGGCCUUCUGCGGGCCCGUGAUUGAUGACGUCGUUUUGCGUGCUUCCAUGGGAGUUAGAGUAGCUAUGAAUUGGAGUUUCCUGUUGUUUUUAGCUUUAUUUGCAGCAUCAGCUGUAUAGAGCUAUAGAUCCUGCCCAAUUAAUCAUGUGGUGAUCGGGAGAAGGAAGUUUUCUUGGUUAUGGAUCCAUUUUGAACAACUAUCAACAUAUAUCCUCAUUCUAAACUUUUCUAGAUCAUUCACAGGAAUGCCAGAAAAUAGCUCGCGGUUCACACAAAUCAUAUGCAAAGAGAACUGCACGUUUAUAACCUGGAUUUUGGAUUGUAUGAUACAGAAGAUCUGUAAUUGAUCCUAUGAACUGCUAUGUCACAAAACUUCAGAAUAAACACAAAGCUUUCCCUAUAAAGACACAUGAAACGUGUAUACUGGUAUAUUGCAAUGUUAUUUCUUUUAUGGAAUUUCAAAGCAGCAAAUGGUUUUUGGAGAUGAGAAGAGAUUGAAGUCUCCACAUAGGACAUACCCGAGGGUUGUGCCACAGAAUUCUGUGGUAGCUCAGCUUCUUCUCACAUC